ACACUAUAAUGUAGGUGAAAUGUACGAAUGUCGAAACGAGUGCAGAAAUUUCACAACAAUAGUUCGUGAUAGUUACACACGUCAAGUGCGAUAGUAACCCUGUAAACAAUAAAAAAACUCGCGCUAUUACACAUAAAGAAGGGCGAAGACCAGUGUCAGCCUAAAUUGUUUUCAGUCAUUUAUCUGAACUUAAAGCCAUUGUUGGUAUCUAUGCAUUCUACAAAUGACUUAUCAUCAUAUUUCUAUGCCGAUACGGUAUCUGCUUAAAUUUAUCGGCCUUAUCUUUAAGAUAAGGUAAAGGUUCCAUCCAUUCGUAAAGUGCUUCUUGAGGUGUACAUACCGGUUUGAUUGAAAAAAAAGGGCGGUGAAAACAUACUGCAUGCAACAGCGUUCAUAAAAUCGGCAAAAUGGGAAGCCUAUUUCGAAGCGAGGAGAUGAGUCUGGUGCAGCUUUUUAUACAACCCGAAGCGGCGUAUCACACCAUAUCGGAGUUGGGGGAAGCUGGAGUUGUUCAGUUUAAAGAUUUAAAUGAGGAUGUGAGCUCUUUCCAACGGAAAUUUGUCAACGAGGUACGCCGGUGCGACGAAAUGGAGCGUAUCUUAAGAUACAUCGAGACGGAAAUUAAAAAAGAUAAGAUAAUGAUUCCCGAACCUUCGGAGAUACCACGAGCGCCAUUUCCCCGCGAGAUGAUCGACCUGGAGGCCCACUUGGAAAGUACGGAAGGGGAUAUUAAGAAAUUGAGUGACAAUGAAGCAAAGUUGAAAACUAAUCUAUUAGAGCUCAUUGAAUUGCAACAAGUUUUGGAGAAAACGAGAGGUCUUUUUAAUGAACAAGACGAGCACCGUACAUCCAUGGAAAGCCGGUCUUUGAUACUCGAUGAAGUAAACGCAAGUGGCGUUGGCGGACAGCACUUGAGUUUCAUGGCUGGCGUUAUAAAUCGCGAAAGGGUACCGGCGUUUGAAAGGAUGAUCUGGCGUGUGUCUAGAGGAAACGUAUUUCUAAGACAAGCCCCAAUCGAGAAACCCCUUGAAGAUCCCACGGUUGGCCAAGAUGUUUUCAAAACGGUUUUUGUGAUUUUCUUCCAAGGUGAACAGCUGCAAUCUCGCAUGAGGACGAUUUGUACCGGUUUUCAUGCUACUCUGUACAUAUGCCCAAAUGUGCGAAAAGACCGCGAGGAACUCGAAAACAAUCUUAGAACCAGAGUAGAAGACCUAAAUACUGUUAUUAAUCAAACCAACGAUCAUCGUCAGCGUGUGCUGUCAACGGUUACAAAAGAACUGUACAAUUGGUCAGUGAUGGUUAAGAAAAUGAAAGCCAUUUACCACACGCUCAACAUGUUUAACGUGGACAUUAGCACCAGAUGUCUAAUAGGAGAGUGCUGGAUACCGGUUAAAGCACGUCAAGUAGUGCAGCAAGCACUCAACGAUGGAUGCGAACAAAGUGGCAGCACAAUACGCUCAUUUCUAAACGUUGUACCAACAAUGGAAACUCCUCCAACCUUCAACAAUACCAACAAGUUUACCAAAGGUUUCCAAAACUUAAUCGACGCUUACGGUGUUGCUAGUUAUCGCGAAGUUAACCCAGCCUUGUACACCAUAAUAAGCUUUCCGUUCUUAUUCGCCGUAAUGUUUGGCGACGCCGGCCACGGUGUAAUAAUUCUCCUCUCUGGCCUGAUCAUGGUCUUGAGAGAGAAGAAGAUUAUGGCCGAAAAAAUAUCAGGCGAAAUUGCGAAGAUCUUCUUCGGCGGCCGCUACAUUAUCCUACUAAUGGGCUUGUUUUCGAUAUACACUGGUAUGAUAUAUAACGACGUCUUCUCAAGAUCCGUGAACAUAUUUGGGUCCGGUUGGGUUGUGACUUACGACAAUACAACCAUGGUGGAGAACAAAUUCUUACAGCUUAAUCCAAACGGAUCCUAUACGGGGAGUCCGUAUGAAUUUGGUCUAGAUCCAGUUUGGCAGUUGGCGACGAACAAAAUUCUCUUCUUGAAUUCCUUCAAGAUGAAGUUAUCCAUUAUAUUUGGGGUUGUUCACAUGAUUUUUGGAGUGUGUCUUAGUGUAGCUAACCACUUGUAUUUCCGCAACUAUGCGUCCAUCUUCUUGGAGUUUUUGCCGCAGCUGGUUUUUCUGGUUUUGAUUUUCUUGUGGAUGGUAGUGAUGAUGUUCCUAAAGUGGAUAAUGUUCUCGGCGAGUUAUGAACCUCCGUACUCUCCUGGAUGCGCGCCUUCCAUUCUAAUAUUGUUUAUUAACAUGAUGCUCUUUAAGAGUUCAGAGCCUCUCGACAAAUGCAAAGAGUACAUGUUUGACGGACAAAAAGAACUACAAUUGGCAUUCUUCGUUUGCGCUAUUGUUUGUGUGCCUGUUAUGCUUUUAGGCAAGCCCAUUUAUAUCAAACUAUCCAAGAAGCCGACGGUGCACAAACACAAUGGUAACGGUAGUAACGGUGAUAUAAAUGGCAUUGAGUUGCAGACGAGUACAGCGCACACACACGAAGCACCUCAAAAUGGACAUGGCCAUGGAGAUGAUAUGGGAGAAAUUUUGAUAACACAAAUUAUCCAUACGAUUGAGUAUGUGCUGAGUACUAUAUCCCACACUGCAUCAUACUUGAGACUGUGGGCACUAUCACUUGCACACGCUCAGUUAUCCGAAGUGUUAUGGCAUAUGGUUAUGCACAUGGGUUUUACAUUUGGAUUAUACGUAGGUGGUGCCGUCUUGUUCUUCAUUUUUGGGGCUUGGGCCAUCGGAACGUUAGUCAUUUUAGUCCUCAUGGAAGGCCUAUCUGCCUUUCUUCACACACUCCGUUUGCAUUGGGUGGAAUUCAUGAGUAAAUUUUAUGAUGGAGCAGGGUAUGCCUUUACGCCCUUCUGUUUUAAGAGACUCAUAGACGAAGACGAAGCGGAAGAAAAAUAAAAUUACAUUUUUAUAGCAAUGAUUUAUUCACAUUCUGUAAUGUUCUAGCGACAAUAUUUUUAAAUGUGAGUUUAAUAUUUUAAUUAAUAAACGUUACUGCUUACAUUUCGAUCCA
This is a messenger RNA of Photinus pyralis (common eastern firefly), 3021 nucleotides long. Its product is annotated as V-type proton ATPase 116 kDa subunit a-like. Gene Ontology annotation, molecular function: ATPase binding; proton-transporting ATPase activity, rotational mechanism. Gene Ontology annotation, cellular component: vacuolar proton-transporting V-type ATPase complex; vacuolar proton-transporting V-type ATPase, V0 domain; plasma membrane. NCBI's taxonomy places the organism in Eukaryota, Metazoa, Arthropoda, Insecta, Coleoptera, Lampyridae. The record is from RefSeq and is a predicted model, not a curated record. Bases 408 to 2906 code for a protein of 832 amino acids. Gene Ontology annotation, biological process: vacuolar acidification; proton transmembrane transport. The transcript has 12 exons.